This is a messenger RNA of Gossypium raimondii (Peruvian cotton), 3137 nucleotides long. Its product is annotated as U-box domain-containing protein 6. Gene Ontology annotation, cellular component: nucleus; cytoplasm. The record is from RefSeq and is a predicted model, not a curated record. Gene Ontology annotation, biological process: protein ubiquitination. The transcript is spliced from 6 exons. Bases 516 to 2837 code for a protein of 773 amino acids. Gene Ontology annotation, molecular function: protein binding; ubiquitin-protein transferase activity. NCBI's taxonomy places the organism in Eukaryota, Viridiplantae, Streptophyta, Magnoliopsida, Malvales, Malvaceae.
UCGGCCGGCGAACCAGCUGAGACACAAACGAAGAAAUCCAAACUCCAAAUUUCAAAAAAUCUCUUUUUUUUUUCUUUUAAAAUUCUUCUAAUUAAACAAUUAAACAUUAUUCCUUCCCCCCCCCCCCCCUCAAAAUUAUUCACUCUACUUCCCAUCUCACAGUUCCCUUUUUUCCUUUUAAUUUCAAUUUUAAUUCCUCUUAAAAUUAAAAAACAUAUAUUUCUCCAUUAUUAUUUCUUCCCAUUUACCCUAUUUUCAAUACCCAAACUCCCAUUUUUCUCUUUCCCUCAUUCCUUUCUCUUUACUCUGAGAAAUUCGCUACUUGGGGCGACGAAUUUUCGAAUCCAAAAACCUAACUGAACAAUAAGAUGUGGAGCAUCGGAACCCCUUAUUCCCUGUUUGGCUCUUCUUUUUUACUCUAAAUGCUCUUUUAUAUGAACCCUCAUUGGCUAUCUCCAUUUUUUCCGUUGAUAUAGAUUUGCAUUUUAGUGGUUUCUUGCAUUGAAUGCAAGAUUAUGGAUAUUUCUGAGGUUGAAGAGAACCUAUUUGUGGGCAGUGAUGCCAAGUUACAUGGCGAGAUGUGCAAGAUACUAUCUGCAAUUUAUUGCAAAGUCUUAUCCAUAUUCCCUUCCUUGGAAGCGGCACGGCCUAGGAGCAAAUCUGGCAUUCAGGCCUUAUGUUCAUUGCAUAUAGCACUAGAGAAGGCAAAGAAUGUCCUUCAACAUUGUUCAACAUGUAGUAAACUUUACUUGGCUAUUACUGGAGAUUCUGUUCUUUUAAAAUUUGAGAAGGCAAAAUGUGCUCUUAUUGACAGUCUUAGGCGUGUAGAAGAUAUAGUUCCACAGUCCAUUGGAUGUCAGAUUUUGGAGAUUGUAAGUGAACUUGAGGGGACUGUUUUCUCACUCGAUCUGUUAGAGAAGCAAGUUGGUGACGAAAUGAUCACAUUACUCCAGCACGGGAGAAAAUUUGAUGACUGUAAUGACAAUAAUGAGCUAGAGUCUUUUCACCAGGCUGCAACUAGACUUGGUAUAACUUCUUCUAGAGCAGCCCUAACUGAAAGAAGGGCUCUUAAGAAGCUGAUAGAGAGAGCUCGUGCAGAGGAAGAUAAGAGGAAGGAAUCUAUUGUGGCUUAUCUUUUGCACCUCAUGAGAAAAUACUCCAAGUUGUUUCGGAGUGAGGUUUCAGAUGAUAAUGAUUCACAGGGUUCAACACCUUGUUCCCCCACUGUUCUAGGUUCUCUUGAGGAUGGAGGGUCUGGUGGUAAUGGCCAGGCAUUUGAGCGGCAGCUAUCGAAGCUUAGCUCGUUCAAUUUCAAGCCAAAUAUUAGGAGAUCUGGGCAGAUACCCAUUCCACCCGAAGAAUUAAGAUGUCCAAUAUCUUUGCAGCUUAUGUAUGAUCCAGUCAUAAUUGCCUCUGGACAGACAUAUGAAAGGAUCUGUAUUGAGAAAUGGCUUGGUGAUGGGCAUGACACCUGCCCGAAGACUCAACAGAGACUUCCACAUCUCUCUUUAACUCCCAAUUAUUGUGUUAAGGGUCUCAUUGCUAGUUGGUGUGAACAAAAUGGAGUUCCUAAUCCUGAUGGCCCCCCAGAGUCUCUUGAUCUUAACUAUUGGAGACUGGCAUUGUCUGAGUCAGAGACUGCAAAUACAAGAUCAGUGGAUAGUGUUGGCUUUUGCAACUUAAAAGGGGUUAAGGUCGGUCCUCUUGAGGAGAGUGGUACCAUUGAAGAAAUAGAAGGAAAAGAAGCUGAGAAUGAGCAUCCAUGCGUGCAGGAAGAAGUUUCUGAGCUUAAUGUACUUGAAAGAUAUCAGGAUUUGCUAUCUGUUCUGAAUGAAGAAGAGAACUUGAGGAAAAGGUGCAAAGUUGUGGAACAAAUCAGGCUUUUGCUGAAAGACGAUGAGGAGGCCAGGAUUUUUAUGGGGGCUAAUGGCUUUGUUGAAGGAUUAUUGCAAUUUCUAGAUUCAGCUGUGCGUGAAGGGAAUGCAAUGGCUCAGGAAAUUGGGGCAAUGGCUCUCUUUAACCUUGCAGUCAACAAUAACAGGAACAAGGAAUUGAUGCUAGCAGCUGGAGUGAUUUUAUUGUUAGAGGAUAUGGUUUCAAACUCCAAUGCCCAUGAAUCAGCCACUGCUCUCUAUCUUAAUCUCUCGUGCCUUGAGCAAGCCAAGUCUAUCAUAGGCUCAAGUAAGGCUGUCCCAUUUUUAGUCCAGCUACUUGGAAGUGAAACUGAUCCACAGUGCAAGCUUGAUGCCCUUCACACUCUUUAUAACCUCUCUACUGUGCACUCUAAUAUCCCCAGCCUUCUUUCUGCUGGCAUAGUUAAUGGCCUACAGCCACUUGUGAUCUCAGGUGACAAUGCCUGGGCAGAGAAAUCUAUUGCAGUUUUACUAAACUUAGCUGCAAGUCAAGCAGGAAUAUCUGAGAUGGUUUCAGCCUGUGGUCUCAUUAGCGAUCUGGCAUCUGUAUUGGAUACUGGAGAAUUGAUCGAGCAAGAGCAAGCUGUUUCAUGCCUUCUACUUCUUUGUAACGGAAGUGAGAAAUGCUGUCAAAUGGUCCUACAGGAAGGUGUGAUUCCGGCCUUGGUAUCGAUUUCAGUAAACGGGACGACAAGAGGGAGGGAGAAGUCGCACAAACUUCUGAUGCUCUUUCGUGAGCAACGGCAACGAGAUCAUCCACCAGCAGAUGCAAACAUGAGUAUAGAAACCAGUCAAGAUCCAAUGCCUGCAACAGCCACGGCUCAAGAAUCCAACCCACCAUGUAAGUCAGUAUCGAGGAAAAAAAUGGGGAGAGCCUUGAGCUUUCUAUGGAAGAGCAAGAGCUACUCUGUUUACCAGUGUUAAAAGCUUGACAAGCUAUUGUAAAUUUCCCGUUGUAUCUUCUUUUCUAGUUCUCUUGUCCUAUUCCAAUGGACAGUAUUUUCCCUUCCCUUUUCGUUUUCUUUCCUUUAUUUUUGGGGGUUAUGAUAGAGAAGCAGAAAUGUACAGGCCCUUUGUAAUCUAUGGAUUUUUGGCUUUUUUUUUCUUUCUAGUUUUUAAUAGUACACGUACUUCAUGUAUGUAAUAAUUAAGGGUUAGAUUAUCUUCAGAACACUUCGUUGUUGCUCCACGUGAAUAUUUACUUAUAUUUUCUUUUUGGGCUAA